CAAGUAUAUGAUAUGAUAUAUAUUUUAAAUUAAGAAGGAAAAAAUAAUAAUAUGAAAGAUGUGUAGUUGAAGGUCAUAGCAUCUCCAUGGUGCCACUCUUCUCCACGCUUUACUAUAUCCAGUUUGUGAUUCUUCCUUCUAUCUCUCAUGAUCAAAGGAACAAGAAGGUCUUAUUGUUAUUAUUCCCGUCAGGACCAUAAUAAGCACUAGUUGCUUUUGUUGUAUUAAAUUAUUGCAUUAUGGAGACUGAAGCUCCUGAAGACAGAGAGGAUAACAGAGCUGAUGACGACACAAUCGAAAAGGGUCCAGAAUCAUCUGAAAUAACUGAGGAACUCUCAAAUAGACGACAUGGGACUAGGAAAAGCCUCAUCUUGGAGAUUCCAACAACAAGCACUGUGGAUGAAGAUUUUGUGAGGAUAAACAUGCCUCUAACUCCUCCUCCAAGAAAAGUGGCCUUUUCACCAUGUCCAAGCCCUUCAGCAUCAAGGAAUAGAUCAACUAUGAAAACUUUAUUUCCCAAACUCACUUUAAAAAUCAGGAGCACAAGCUCACAGCAGAUCGAAAAUGCUGCUUUUCUUGCACUCGAAGGUUCACCAAAGGUGGCACCAAAGAAGCCUCUUCUUCCGAGGACAUUUUCACUUACAAAGUUGAUCACCCCUAGAGGGAAGAACACGGCAUCCUUGCCUGUAACACCGAUUGCUCACUCUAAUCCAGGGUCCACACAUGGAGGAAAUGCUGCUUAUCUAGCUUCAAUUGAUAAAGGGAUCCAAUUACCAAUGCAUCGUUCUCGUUCAGUUCCAAUACUUAACAAGGCAGGGAGCACAAGUGUAGGUGGAAUGUUUCGUAUAAUUCCAACCACACCAACAUCAGCGACAUCUCCAUCUGGUGAUAGUGUUGAGAAUGAGGAUGGUGGUGAAGAUAUUCCCGAAGAAGAAGCUGUUUGUAGAAUUUGUAUGGUUGAAUUGGGGGAAGGUGCUGAUGAUACUCUUAAAUUGGAGUGUAGUUGCAAAGGUGAACUUUCACUGGCUCACCAACAAUGUGCAGUUAAAUGGUUUAGCAUUAAAGGAAACAGAACAUGUGAUGUUUGCAAGCAAGAAGUUAAGAACUUACCUGUGACUCUCUUGCGGCUUCAAACUGCACCUAGAGGGCAGCAUGCUGAGAUUUCUCAAACAAGGCAAGGGGUUUGGCAGGAUGCUCCCAUUCUUGUAGUUGUCAACAUGCUGGCUUACUUUUGUUUUCUUGAGCAGCUUCUUGUUUCAAGUAUGGGCUCUGGUGCUGUUGCCAUGUCUCUUCCAUUUUCUUGUAUACUUGGUCUUCUUGGUAGCAUGACAUCUACAACAAUGGUGAGGAGAAAUCAUGUUUGGGUUUAUGCAACUGUGCAGUUUGUUCUGGUGGUUGUCAGUGGACACCUUUUCUAUUCAUUGGUUCAUAUGCAAGCUGUUCUAGCUAUUUUGCUUGCCACAUUUACUGGCUUUGGGGCUGUGAUGUUUGUAGCUUCUGUUCUUGCUGAGAUAUCAAAUUGGAGGAGAAUAAGUCUUGGUCAGUUGAAUCAAGAGGAGGCAGUGGCACCUGAUCAAUCUGAGGCUCCUGAAAGUAAUUUGAGAGAUUCCCCUCUUAUGCAUGUGAACCAGCUAAAUGUGCUCCCACUCGGAUAAUUCUCUUGAAGGAUGCACCAGCAAGGUGUUUAUGUCUAAUGUAGUAUAUAGAGUACAUAUUGUAUAGAAAUUUGAGCACAUUAUACUUUAGUUGUGUUUGUUUUUGCCAUGUUACAUGAGAAGUGUUUAUUUGUA
This is a messenger RNA of Arachis duranensis, 1790 nucleotides long. RefSeq lists its product as uncharacterized. Bases 240 to 1655 code for a protein of 471 amino acids. NCBI's taxonomy places the organism in Eukaryota, Viridiplantae, Streptophyta, Magnoliopsida, Fabales, Fabaceae. The record is from RefSeq and is a predicted model, not a curated record. Gene Ontology annotation, molecular function: zinc ion binding. The transcript is spliced from 8 exons.